Molecule: messenger RNA, 615 nt
Organism: Chanos chanos (milkfish)
Lineage: Eukaryota; Metazoa; Chordata; Actinopteri; Gonorynchiformes; Chanidae
Gene: cfap418
Product: cilia and flagella associated protein 418
Exons: 6
Coding region: 1-615 (204 amino acids)
Cellular component (GO): cytosol
Source: RefSeq, a predicted model, not a curated record
AUGGCGGAUGACUUGGAUGACUUACUGGACGAGGUCGAAACAAAGUUUUGUUGUAACACUUUGUUAUCUGCACAACCCCUCAGCAAUUUUAAAAGGGACCAGAAAUGUUCGCAGUCUGAGAAGAUAGGCUCAACAAGCGGCGCCACACGACCACAGACACCUAAAGAAACAGAUAAUGAAAUCGAGAACCUGAUUCAAGAGAUACUGGAAGAUGAGGAUUACCUUCCUGUGAGUUCAGAUAAAUCCAUGCAAGUCACGGCUGACUCAAGAAAUCCAUUGCCACAAACAAAGUUAAGAAAAUGUUACCCAGUGUUUUUGGGAGGAAGCUCAGUAGCGACUGGAGUUGGAACAGGUAUAUCACAAAGAGCCUGCAAUGAGCUAAGAUGUACAUCUUGUGAUUUCCGCAUUGCCAUAUUCGAUGAUUAUGAGUGGGACAGUUCAUGUGAUUAUCUCUUUUUCAGGAAUAACAUGCCAGACCAUCAUAAGCUGAAAGCCAAGCUGAAGAGGAGGAAGGGGGCGCGGGCGUACGCCUGCCAGUGUAGCUGGCAUUCUGCCCUUGCCCUCACAGAUUUGAGAGAGCAGCACCAACUUAAAUGGGUUUGUGGCAAACAUUAA